GGGAAAUUGGAAAGAAACGUGUGUCAUAGUUGGACAAGUUCGAACAUUUGUUUCGGUGGGAUUCGCUUUGAAAAUUCACCGCGCAAUUGGAAGAACACAGUUUUAAAUAAUAAUACUGCAGAUUGAAAAUGAUUUUAUUGGAAAAUUAAUCGAGGACCCGCAGGAAUAAGAUUUUAAUUAAUAUUAGAGGGCUGUUUGACUUUGUCGAGCAAAGGAAUCGGCAGAUCGAAAAGAAACGUGAUAAUCUGAACAGUUUCAAAAUUCAUUCAAUCGGAAAGUAUUGGUCAUAGAUCUUUAAAAAGAUGUUGUCGCUCAAAUUAAUUCGACUCCUUAAAAUUACAAGUGAAAGUUACUUUUAACAAGAUAACGGAAUAAAUAAAUCUUCGUAUUACCAUCGAUGUGAAUUCAUCCUAAUUCCAGCAACUUUAUUCAAACGAAUUUGUCCAAAGUUUAUCGUCAAUCAAUAAUUCUGCACAAUGUCUAUAUACGUCAAUUAAUAAAUCAUUUAGUUGGUACAUAGCUGAAAUCGUACGAUGUAUAGUUUAUAUAGAGCUUGGUUCGGUGACAGCGUUACGCCAGACAAUUAUUCAAGACUUCAAGAAACUUUAUCGCCACCUGACACAGUGGUCAGAGUGGGAAACGAAGGAGAGCAUCAGUUCGUCGCUCACAAAGGUGUUCUGGCCGCUCAUAGCGGAUAUCUAAAAGCUUUGCUAACUAGCGCACCGACGACACCUAAUCAAGGUGUUAACACGAAUAUUACAUCUUGUGCUAACUUGCCAACCACUGCAAUCGCGGUAACUACUACCAAUUUGUCGGGACCAUCACAACGACAGCCUGUCACGUCUGUCUCGGUUUCGUCCAUUGGUGGAGAAGCAUUCGCGCCAUUAUUGAACUACAUGUAUACGGGUAGGUUGGAGGUAACAUUGGAUAACGUGUACAGCGUGCUAUUAGCCACGCAUUUGCUGCACAUGCCAGGGGCACUGGAGCAAUGCAGGGCUGCUUUACUAAGGCUGAGGGCACCGCCGCCUUUGCCAACACCGAUACCGGUACCAGCAGGCCCAACGUCGACGUUAACGUCGACCUCCAUAUCCACGUCGACGCCAGGUUCGGGAAAUAUACUCAGACCUAUACCAAACAGGCUGAUGAUAGAUCCAAGCAUAUGCUGGCCACCGACAGCGCCUCUUUAUCCACCAACAGCACCUGUACCCUCGUCUAUCGGUAUUCCACAUUUACCUCAACUGCAACCGUCGGUGCUAAUGCAAUCGACCGUUCCACUCGGCGUUUCCGUCGCUCCGACCUCCAGUGUUCAAGAAACGCACAGCUCGACGGCUUAUAGAGAAGUUUUAUCGCCAAAAUCAUCAGUCUUCAAAAUCGAACGAAAUCGGGGCCUACGAGUGGACUGUAGACCAAAAUCACCAGAGAACGUGUCCUCCAAUUCUCUGCCCUUUGUGGCAGCAGCAGCAGCUGCAUUUACCACUUUCACCACUUCUAACGUUGCCACAUCGACACGAACGUCGUCGCCUUGUCAAUCGAUUUCACCUACGCCGUCCUCCGCUUCUCAAUCCUCGGUACCACCGUGUCAAAACAAAAAGACAACGGAACAGCAGCGUCAAUCCACAGAAGAACACCGUUACGAACAUCCAAAUUCGAGCAACAACGAACAACAACAUCGAUCUCCACCUCUGACACCUGUAGAAGACACAGCAAUACCUCGAAACGGUGACAAGAACAUCGAAUCCACGUCGAUCAGCGAGGACGAUCGAGGAAGAUCUAGACGAAGAGGACGCGGUUCCAAUAGAGCAAACGAUAAUUCUACGGGUGUUUUGUCAGUGGUUUACGACGUGGCUUGUUGCGAUGGUCCAGUCAAGUUCCAUCGAGUGUUGAAUGAAAAUUACUCGUCAACAGCCUCGUGUGGGUCUAGUUCUGUACUACAACCGCGUUUACAGAGGCCGUGUUUUGAACCAGAAAACGCCUCUGGUGAAAAUGACGAAAACGGAGGACCACCGGCUGUUAGAACUCCUUGCGACCAAAUCGAGUCUGCAAUGGAUACGGGCAACAGCAGCGGGAGCUACACUUGCCGAUACUGUAGGCACACUUUCAAGUCGCAGUAUUGUUACAGAAAACAUACCAAGAGGCAUUUGUUGCCGACAAGAGCAAACGAUCCGACUGGAAAUAGACAGAGGCAGGAUACAGAGGCUCGAAAUAGAAGAGAAGUUCGAUUGUUGGAUUUAAAUGUUCAGUAUUAUCCGUGUAAGAUCUGUGGAUGCAAAUUCCCGAGCUAUUAUUUUGUACAUAAACACAGGAAAUUGUGCCAUGCGAAUACGGAGGAGAGAACGCAGUCCGACGAAGCUAAUAGCACAGCUACCGAGGAUCAAGAAUCGACUACUUCAACGACGAAUAACGAUAGACAAUGAAAUUGAACUGCUAUUUAUGGUUUGUUGAUGUUAAAUGAGUGAAAAUCGAAGCGAAGAUAAUUUCAAUAAAUCCAUAGUUGAUUAAAAACACUUACCUAUUUCAAUAAAAAACAGGAUGUUCGUGUCUUGUAGAAAUAAAUUAGAUAUAGUGGAAACGUUAAGCGAAAAUAAAUGAAGAUAAAUAAUUUUAACAUAUCACAAAUUGCUUAAGCGGACUGGUCAAAUAACAUAGAAUAAAUUACUUGCGUUUCGUAGAAGUAACUUGAAUUAAGUAAAGAUCAAAUUAGAUGAAUACAGUUAGAUAUUGUUAAUAUAUUAGCAAUUGACAUUUCGUCAAAUAGGAAACUAGAUUCUUUCUGUUUUAUAGUAGUAAAUUGAAAAUAAUGUUAAAAUAAUGUAAUGGAAAUAAAGUAAAUAAAGGAAAAACAUAAAGAUAGGUGAUAUUAAUGAUAGUCGACGUUCCAUUAAAUAUUAAAAUGUAAAAGUAUACCAAUUAUAAUGAUAAUAAUAAAAUAUAAUUGAAGUAAAUAUCGAUGAUUACAUAUAAAAUAAAUUUUCUAUCAAUCGAUAUUCAUGUGUCAAACUAUCUAGUUUGAAAAUUAUCUGUUGAUGUGUUAAAUUGUAUUAACAUAUAUUAUAAGCACUAGUUACAUUAUAAUGUACUACAUGUAUGUAAUUAUAAUAUGAAAAAUAAUAAUAUGUGAAAGAGAAGACAAUUGACCAGUACUGAAAUUUCAAUAAUUUUGAUCCAUGAAUUACAUUGAAAUUAUGAUUAGAAAAACAACGACAUACUAUAAAAUUUAAAUAAUGAAAGUAUUAUUAAUUAUUAUACUAAUAUUGACAUUAGAUGACAGUAUGGUUCAAAUCUGUACAAUCCAACAAAAACUAACUUCCUACAUUAAUUAAUUAAUUACUUAAUAAAAAUGAUCAAAUAUUAAAAAAUUAAAAUACACAUAUAAUAUGCAUAAAACUCUUUAAUAUAGAGAUUAAAGUUCUUUUAAACAAUUAUUGCAUUCAUUCUACUUGAGUUUAUUAACAAUUCUGUCUUUAUCGUCAUUACCUCCUUCAAAUUUUUAAUCGUUCCAUUCGACAAAAUUUCAACCCUCUUAUUGCGUCCGAGCUUAUAAGAUCCUACCGUGUUUUUAGAUUAAUAUAAU
This is a messenger RNA of Bombus pascuorum, 3571 nucleotides long. RefSeq names its product mucin-2. The transcript has 3 exons. Gene Ontology annotation, molecular function: DNA-binding transcription factor activity, RNA polymerase II-specific; protein binding; RNA polymerase II cis-regulatory region sequence-specific DNA binding. Gene Ontology annotation, biological process: regulation of transcription by RNA polymerase II. The record is from RefSeq and is a predicted model, not a curated record. Bases 534 to 2414 code for a protein of 626 amino acids. Lineage: Eukaryota; Metazoa; Arthropoda; Insecta; Hymenoptera; Apidae.